AGCCGUCAGUGAAGCAGCCGUCAGUGAAGCAGCCGUCAGUGAAGCAGCCGUCAGUGAAGCAGCCGUCAGUGAAGCAGCCGUCAGUGAAGCAGCACUCAGUGAAGCAGCACUCAGUGAAGCAGCCGUCAGUGAAGCAGCACUCAGUGAAGCAGCCGUCAGUGAAGCAGUGAAGCAGCACUCAGUGAAGCAGCCGUCAGUGAAGCAGCCGUCAGUGAAGCAGUGAAGCAGCACUCAGUGAAGCAGCACUCAGUGAAGCAGCACUCAGUGAAGCAGCCGUCAGUGAAGCAGCACUCAGUGAAGCAGCACUCAGUGAAGCGUUGUGUUGUAUCAGCAUGGCCAACUCAGUAUUCCCAUACUGCUGGACCCUGUGCCUGAUUCAGCUGGCUACAGGACUGGUUCAUGGAAACGUUCGUCUAGACGACUCCCAUCCCGGCCUCAGACGCACCGACCACUCCUUCCUCUCCGAUAUAGGUAAAGGCUCUCUCUCUAGAGGGGAUCCUGUUGGUUUCCGCUUAGAGUCUGAGGAGGAAGAGGAGAAGGAGGAGGAGCUGCUGAUGGAUAUGGAAACCUACGAUGAGGAUGUUGCUGAGGCGAUGCAGCUGCAGAGCAGAGCCAUGCGUUCUCCCCGUCGUUGUAUCCCCCACCAGCAGUCCUGUCUGGGUAACACGCUGCCCUGCUGCGACCCCUGCGAUACCCGCUACCCCCGAAUGUUCGGCUCCAUCUGCUACUGCCGUCGGACGGCCUGCGCCGGGGCUCACCGGCGUCCCUAAAACACUCCUAGAAAACCCUCUACGGCCCCCUCCUCUCACGGUGGGGCCCCUUUCUCUGCCAGUCUACAGUCAGUAUCUAAUCCAUAUCCGCAAGGCUUGAUUUUAUGAGCACGCAAACAAAGACUAUACAUCCCAGGAUGCAUCAGUGAGACCGGCCAAUAGGACACUCCUUACGUUGUAUUUUCUUCUUGAUGUUAACUCUGGUUGUGUUUUAUUUUUUAUUUGAUUUUUUUCCCGAUAGGUUAAAUGGAUGUUACGUUGGGUGUACAUUUAUCGUUCAAUGAAUGUCGAAAGACAAAUCAAUCUCUAAAAAGGCAAUAUAAUUGUCUAAAAAAAAAUUGCCUUCGAUUUCUUUUUUUUUUUUUUGUUAAUUAUUUUUAAUCAAUAAUAAAAAAAACUGUGAACAUAUUUUUUUUUUUUUAAAAGAGACCAGAAUGUAAAAUACUUACAUGACUCAAAUCAAAAGUUGACAUUUAAAGUUUUGUUUAUUGAUUUUAAAUAGUGAAUCAGGUUCCGUAUGUUCAAUCAUGUGCCCAGAGUCUGAACAGUAGUCUAAUUGUGAGGCAGAACAGUUUCUGCUACGUGGUUUAAGACUCCAGUAUGUGAAACUAGCAUAAUGAAUUAUAUAUAUAUAUAUUUAAAUAUCUGUAGUUGAUAUAUUCCAUAAUAGGGAAACAGCUUUUUAUUAAAAACAAUUGUAUUCAAUUGGCAGCCAUUAUUUUGAAAGUCCAACACUCUCUCUACGUAAC
Oncorhynchus nerka (sockeye salmon) is the source of this 1519-nucleotide messenger RNA. It is a transcript of the gene agrp, whose product is annotated as agouti related neuropeptide. Gene Ontology annotation, molecular function: neuropeptide hormone activity; type 1 melanocortin receptor binding. Gene Ontology annotation, biological process: positive regulation of feeding behavior; adult feeding behavior; neuropeptide signaling pathway. The record is from RefSeq and is a predicted model, not a curated record. Gene Ontology annotation, cellular component: extracellular region. Bases 333 to 770 code for a protein of 145 amino acids. The transcript has 3 exons. NCBI's taxonomy places the organism in Eukaryota, Metazoa, Chordata, Actinopteri, Salmoniformes, Salmonidae.